Messenger RNA from Paralichthys olivaceus (Japanese flounder), 1688 nucleotides. It is a transcript of the gene mest, whose product is annotated as mesoderm specific transcript. Gene Ontology annotation, cellular component: mitochondrion. Gene Ontology annotation, biological process: acylglycerol catabolic process. Gene Ontology annotation, molecular function: monoacylglycerol lipase activity. The record is from RefSeq and is a predicted model, not a curated record. NCBI's taxonomy places the organism in Eukaryota, Metazoa, Chordata, Actinopteri, Pleuronectiformes, Paralichthyidae.
GUAGGCGUGUGAUGACUCCCUCUGUUUCCUGACCAGGGACAGUAGCCGCUCCCCUGCAGCAGCUGAGACUCUGCAGCCUGCCACAUUACAGGAGUGAGAAAGUGCAGCGGAGUGAGACCUCUGCGUGUCUCUGUCCUCCCCGUGCUUCCGCUCCGCAGUAAUGGAUCGUGGACACGGGACGAAGGUUGAAGACUGAUCUCAACAUUUCGGAAUGACACGGUGCUCACAGUGAGCAGCUCACCGCUGAGCUCAUCAUGAGAGAGUGGUGGAUCCAUGUGGCUCUGAUCUGUGUCCCCCUGGUGGCCGUUUACCUGCACAUCCCCCCGCCGCAGCUCUCACCUGCCCUGCAGCAGUGGCACAGCUCCGGGGAGGAGUUCACCUUCAGAGGCUGGACGGUCUUCUAUAGAGACUCCUAUGGGGCUUUGGGAAGCUCUGAUGUCGUCAUUCUGCUCCACGGCUUCCCCACCUCCAGCUACGACUGGAACAAGAUCUGGGAGCCGCUCACUCAGCGCUUCCAUCGAGUCAUUGCUCUGGAUUUUCUGGGGUUCGGCUUCAGCGACAAACCGCGGCCACACAGGUACUCCAUCUUUGAGCAGGCCAGCGUGGUGGAGGCUCUGGUGGCUCACCUGGGUCUGAGCCACCACAGAGUCAACGUGCUGUCGCAUGACUACGGAGACACCGUGGCUCUGGAGCUGCUCUACAGGAGCGACCAGAACCGCACAGGUCACCUGACCUUCAACAGCCUGUGUCUCUCUAACGGAGGAAUAUUCCCAGAGACGCACCACCCGCGGCUGCUGCAGACGCUUCUUAAGGACUACGGCUUUCUGUCUCCUCUUCUGAUGCGUCUCACCAACUAUAUGAUCUUCCAGAGGGGAAUCGGUGACGUGUUCGGUCCGUACACGCAACCCACGGACGCCGAGUUCUGGGACAUGUGGACGGGUUUGCGCCACAAUGACGGCAAUCUUGUUUUGGACAGUGUUCUCCAGUACAUCAACCAGAGAUUAAAACACAGGGAGCGAUGGGUGGGCGCGCUCACUUCAACCUUUGUGCCACUACACAUGAUCUACGGACCCUUGGACCCAGUCAACCCUCAUCCACAUUUCAUCCGUCUAUAUCAGCAGCUGGUCCAGAGGUCCACCAUCACCGUCUUGGACCAACACAUCAGUCACUAUCCUCAGCUGGAAGAUCCCAUCGGCUUCCUCAACGCAUAUUUCAACUUUAUCAACUCUUUCUAAACGAUGCUCAAACUGACGAAUCAUCACAAGUGGUGAAUAUACCUUUUUCUGAUGAUUGAGUCCCAACUGACGGGUUCUUUAACCAGCAGAGAUGUUAAUUGCUGCCAUAGAAGACAUGAAAUGAGCGAAAUAAACAAGUAAAGUGAGAAAUGUGUUGAACCCUGUGAGGAAGCAUUAUAAUUAGAUUGUGUGAUCUUAUGUGAGGUUUUAGAUAUUUUUGGGCAUAUUGACAGGACAGUGUCUAAGCAUGAAAAGGAGAGAGAGCAAAGUCGGAAUCAAACCUGCUCAAACCGCCAUAUUCAGGGCCCCUGCUGUACCUGCUGAGCUGGACGGGGUCAGCUGGUGCAUUCUGAUUCCCUCCAUACUCUAAGUCCUGUGAUCAGCUGCAUUUGGCAUCAAUUUUGAUAUGAUUUUAUAAAGUUCUCUUGUCAAUGAGUCUUCAAAUAAACCUAG